This is a messenger RNA of Eublepharis macularius, 7747 nucleotides long. RefSeq names its product supervillin (gene SVIL). Gene Ontology annotation, molecular function: actin filament binding; phosphatidylinositol-4,5-bisphosphate binding. Gene Ontology annotation, biological process: cytoskeleton organization; actin filament severing; actin polymerization or depolymerization. Bases 86 to 6844 code for a protein of 2252 amino acids. The transcript is spliced from 40 exons. Gene Ontology annotation, cellular component: actin cytoskeleton; cytoplasm. The record is from RefSeq and is a predicted model, not a curated record. Lineage: Eukaryota; Metazoa; Chordata; Lepidosauria; Squamata; Eublepharidae.
UAUUGAUGCCAACCUUUUAGCAGUGCUGCCAAAAGUUUCUGAAUUAAGAAAACUCUUCGAACCAAACAGGCGAGAGAUCUUGGAGAUGAAAAGGAAGGAGAGGAUAGCCAGGCGUUUAGAGGGAAUUGAAAAUGAUGCCCAGCCUAUACUUACGCAAAACUGCCCUGGAUUGGUUACCCACCGUUUGCUAGAAGAAGAUACACCAAGAUAUAUGCGUGCAACAGAUCCUUAUAGCCCUCAUUUUGGAAGAUCAAAUGAAAAAGAAACCUCAGAUUCUUCACUAGAGACUCAGUCCAGACCCAGAUACCAAGCAGAAUCCACUGGAGGAAGAUCAAGGCCUUCUUAUAGUCCACUAGUCAUGGAUUCCCAUGGACUUGAAUCCAAAGCAGAAAGAAUAGCUAGAUACAAGGCAGAGAGGCGACGUCAGCUGGCUGAAAAAUAUGGCCUCUCUCUUGACUCAGAUGUGGACUCUGAAUACUUAUCCAAAUACACGAGGACAAGGAAGGAUCAAGAUGUGACUGAGAAGAGAGUCCCGAAAAGUGAGAAACAGGAGGAUGAAAGCAAAGAUCAUAGUUCUGUGUAUUCUAUGAGAAGUGAAAAUAAGGAGAUGAAGGUUGCUGCUGCUGAGUCCAAAGAGUUUUCUGAGCAUGUAAGAGAGAGCUCUCCGGAGUGGGAACAGUUGCAACUGAACGAAGAUCACGGGAGAGAAGUAUCAGAGCCCAGUUCCAGUAGACAUGAUGUAUCCUCUACGUUGGAGAAUUCCGCGCCCCUCUCGUUUCCUGGCCAUGACUCCCCUCAGAAUGAAGUGCCAAGUUCGCCAAAGCAAACGCGCAGGGUUUCCCUGUCCUCACCAAAGCAGCUAGUUUCACCAAGUCAUUCCCUCAAUGACACCAGAUUAGGUGCAGGGAAAACAAAACCUGAUUGGUUUCUUCAGAAAGAUUCGGAUGGGGAUACAGCAUCACUUAUCAACUGGCCCUCCAGAGUAAAAGUUAGAGAGAAACUGGUGAAAGAGGAAAGUGCUCGUGGAAGCCCUGAACUUCUAACGGACACUGUGUCUCAAAGAAAGACCCGACCACUGCCUGUUAAUUUCGUGCCUCUGCAGUCAGAAACGUCUGCUUUCCAUAGGGUUGCCAAUCAACCACUUGGUUUGGUCCGCCAACCAACACAUGGAUAUAUCCAGCCUGCUGGAGUUCCUCAUACAGCUAAACUGGGGGUCUCCGAAGAGCCCAAACGCAACCCUGUUAGUAGCCUUCCUUCAAUGGCAAAUGCCGGCUUUAUAACCAGAGUCCCAACAGACACGACAAUGGAUGGUGAAAAAAGUGACUUGCAUCAGAACUAUGGGUCAUCCAAGUUUGCUGUCCAUGAUUUAGAAGCCGAGCAGGAAAGACAACCAAUUUUGCCUUCGGAGAUUCGUAGGCAAGGGAAGAGUCGAGAGCGCCACUUCGAAGGAAAUGAAUGUCAGAAGCCUACAGCUGGCAAGCCAAAAUCAUUGGAACUAGAGCAGGAGCGCUUUAAGCAGUGGAUGCCUGGACCUCCAGUGAAUAUUCGUGAGAAUGUUGAAAGGAGUGAAAGAGUGAUGUAUCUACAGAGUGCUAAAGGGAAAGUUCGGGAAGAGAUUCCAUUGAAAUAUAAGCUCCUUACUCGCUCCAUGUCUGAUCAUACUGAUUCUCCUAAGCUAGAGGUUUUCAGAAGUAAGGAGCAUGUUGCAAAGAAUGCCAUGGAAUUUCAGAGCACCGAAACCAAGAUCCCCAAUGGUGAGAUUACCAUGGUUGACACAAAAGUCUCUGUUGCUCAACUUCGUAAUGCCUUUUUGGAAACUGCCAGUGCCAGCAAGAAACCUGAACUUGAAUCUCAGUGUGGGAUGCCAACAUCAGGUAGUGAUUUGUCUACCUAUGCUGAACAAGAACGAGGGUCACGAAGGCCAAGACGCUAUUUUUCUCCUGGGGAUGGUAGAAAGACCUCUGAGAGAUUUAGAACUCAACCUAUAACUUCUGCAGAGCGAAAAGAAACUGAUAGGUCCGUGUUCAGUCCAGAAAUGCCAGCUCCUGAGGAUGAGGAGAAAUUGGAUGAACGAGCCAAACUGAGUGUUGCUGCAAAGAGGUUGCUUUUCAGGGAAAUGGAAAAGUCUUUUGAUGGAAAAAGUGUUCCAAAACCUCGUUCAAGGAAUUCGGCAGUCGAAAGGAGGCUGAGGCGAAUGCAGGACAGAUCACGCACACAGCCUGUAACAACUGAGGAAGUGGUCAUUGCAGCCACUGAACCUACCCCUGCCUCAUGUACUGUGAAUACCCACACUGUAGUGGCAAGAAUACCUAAUCCCACUGUAGUUAAGAGCACUGUGCAUCCUACCAGGUUGCAAGCCUCUGCACACCAAAAGACUUUAGCGAAAGAUGAAAUAAAAGAAGCCAAAGAAGCCCUCGAACAAGAUCAGUCUGCGGAACCAGACUCUUCCACCCUGAGCCUGGCAGAGAAGAUGGCCUUAUUUAACAAACUAUCUCAGCCAAUUACAAAGACUGUCUCUACAAGGAACAGGGGGGACCUUAGACAAAGGAGAUCGAAUGUCCGUUACCAAACACAGCCUGUCACCCUCGGAGAAGUUGAGCAGGUACAAAAUGACAGUGGGACGCUUGCUCCUUUGUCUCCGACUAUUGUGACAUCGGUAUCUACUAUGAUAUCCCCCUGGUCAUCAAUAUACACGAAGGAUCUGCGUGCAAAGGCAGCGGAGGAAGAGACAGCUAGCAGGAUGAACCAAGCCGGCGUGAGAUACCAGUCAGCCGUAGAAAAUGUGGAUACUUCGUUAAAAGACGUUCUGGAAACAGAACGGUGGCAGCCUUCUGUAGCAGUGAGAGAGAGCAGUUGCCAGUUAAGGGAGCGUGAAAAGGCAGAACCCAUGGGAUUUGUAGAACGUGAAGAGAGCGGCGUGAAAACACACAGUUCCUUUGAGGAAGAGCUCCCACAUCCUGCCUCUAAUCAAACAGAGGACUACAACAAAGAGACAAAAUACGCAUUCCCACAAAAAAGCCGCAUGGAAUUGUUCAGCCCACAACCUCUUUGUCAGCCUGCAGAACAAAAGGAAGUUGUUGCCAACAUCCUGCAGGGUAAACAAGAAGUCAAAGGCCAGUCCUUUGAAGAAACGAUGGAGUUGGAGGGAGUAAUGACACCAUCCACCCCACUGAGAGAGCUCAUUGAGCCAAUUUCAGAACCCGAAAGCACAGUGACAACAAAGAGUGUUUCUCAGUCUGCAGUAUCCUGUAGGCAGCAGGAAACAUCUGAGCUGUUAGAAGGAAAGCUUGACUCUAGGGACAGCAAAACAGAAGUAACGGAGGACGCUCUUGAUGCAUCCAACAAGACUAUGUCAAUUAAAGAAAGGCUGGUUCCAAUCAGAAUGACAAGAGAUGGAAGGCUAGCCCUCCUGAAGAAGAGCGGUGAGGAAGACUGGAAAAACAGGCUGAACAAAAAGGAGUAUGGUCGAAUGUCUCUUAUUGAGCGCAGCCCUCAGCUGCAAGAGAUGGAGCAUUUGUGUACAAAGAAGGAAGAAGGAAGAGGUACAGAUGAUAAUGCCAUGUCUAAGAUGCUUUGGGAACCUGUCUAUGCUUCUACUUAUUCUCCUGCUAUAGCUGCAGCCCAUACAUUUCAUCCCUUUGUACCUAUUAAUCAGGUCAGUAGUGAUAGUUUGAGAGAACCAAGCCCCCUGGUCUUUGAACGUCACCCCUGGAGAUGGAAGAGGAUGUCGGAUAGCUCUGAAAGUCAAAUGACAAUUGAAGAAAGAAAGCACCUAAUCAGUGUCCGUGAAGAAGCUUGGAAAGCAAAGGGGAAAGGAGCCGCCAACGACUCGACACAGUUCACCGUGGCUGGCAGAAUGGUCAAGAAAGGCUUAGCUUCUCCUGCUGCCAUAACGCCAGUGGCAUCCCCCUUUUGCAACAGGCUGAAGUCAACCACACCAGUCUCCAAACCCCUGGAAGAAAUUGAAGCCAGGCCAGAUAUGCAGUUAGAAUCGGAUAUGAAGUUGGAUAAACUGGAGACUUUUUUGGGAAGGCUGAACAACAGAGUUGGCGGGAUGCAAGAGACAGUGUUGACGGUAACAGGGAAGUCAGUGAAAGAAGUGAUGAAGCUGGAUGAUGAGGAAACAUUUUCCAAAUUUUACCGCUGCAUGGAUUACCCCACUUCCUCCCUGCCUUUGGAGUUGAAUGAGGACUUUGAUGCCAUCUUUGAUCCUGAGGCCCCGAAGUUAAUUUCUUCAGUCGCAGAGCACAAACGUGCAGUGAGGCCAGUACGGAGAGUCCAGGCUUCCAGGAACCCCUUAAAAAUGCUGGCAGCAAGGGAGGACAUUCUGCAUGAGUACACGGAGCAACGGCUGAACGUGGCCUUCAUGGAGUCAAAACGAAUGAAAGUUGAAAAAAUGUCUGCAAACUCAAAUUUCUCAGAAGUAGCACUUGCUGGCUUAGCGAGUAAGGAGAACUUCAGCAAUGUUAGCCUGCGUAGUGUCAAUCUAACAGAACAGAACUCAAACAACAGUGCCGUGCCAUACAAGAAGCUGAUGCUCUUGCAGAUAAAAGGAAGAAGACAUGUUCAAACAAGAUUAGUUGAACCAAGGGCUUCGUCGCUGAACAGCGGCGACUGUUUCCUGCUACUGACUCCCCAUUGCUGCUUCAUGUGGACAGGCGAGUUUGCCAAUGUCAUAGAAAAAGCUAAGGCUUCAGAACUUGCAACAUUAAUUCAGACAAAGCGGGAACUUGGCUGCCGAGCGCCUUAUGUGCAGACCAUAGAGGAAGGCAUCAAUACUCAUACCCAUGCUGCCAAAGACUUCUGGAAACUCCUCGGUGGCCAGACAAGUUACCAGUCUGCUGGAAGACCUGAAGAAGAUGAGAUGUAUGAAGGGGCAAUAAUAGAAACCAACUGCAUUUACCGACUGGUGGAUGACAAACUUAUCCCUGAUGACGAUUAUUGGGGAAAGAUGCCAAAGUGCACACUGUUAAAUUCAAAAGAGGUCUUGGUGUUUGAUUUUGGCAGUGAAGUCUAUGUUUGGCAUGGGAAAGAGGUCACGCUGGCACAAAGAAAAGUAGCAUUCCAAUUGGCCAAACAUUUGUGGAAUGGUACCUUUGACUACGCUAACUGUGAUAUCAAUCCUCUGGAUCCUGGAGAAUGCAAUCCCCUUAUCCCAAGAAAAGGACAAGGGCGACCAGACUGGGCUAUUUUUGGUAGGCUCACAGAACAUAAUGAGACAAUAUUAUUUAAAGAAAAGUUUCUCGAUUGGACUGAACUGAAGAAACCUGUGGAGAAGAAUUCCGAAUCCUCUCAACAGAAGGAUGAAACUAGGUCUGAUGCUAAACCGUAUGACAUAAUGCAAAUGGUACCAGUGCCCCAGACAACUGUCGGGACAGUCUUAGAGGGGAUGAAUAUUGGUCGUGGCUAUGGAUUCAUUGAGGGAGACGAUGCAAGACAAUUUGAGAUUAUCACUGUCUCUGUGGAUGUCUGGCAUAUCUUGGAAUUUGAUUAUAGCAGGCUCCCUAAACAAAGCAUUGGGCAGUUUCAUGAAGGAGACACGUAUGUGGUCAAAUGGAAAUAUCUGGUGAGCACUUCAGUUGGAAGCAGGCAAAAGGGAGACCAGCAAACCAGGGUCGUUGGCAAAGAAAAAUGUGUCUAUUUCUUCUGGCAAGGGAGGCACUCCACUGUCAGUGAGAAAGGGACAUCGGCACUGAUGACUGUGGAACUGGAUGAGGAGAGGGGUGCUCAGGUGCAAGUUCUUCAAGGGAAAGAGCCGCCAUGUUUUCUCCAGUGCUUUCAAGGUGGAAUGAUCGUUCAUGCUGGAAGAAGGGAAGAGGAAGAAGAAAAUACACAGAGUGACUGGCGAUUAUACUGUGUACGAGGGGAAGUUUCCCUCGAAGGAAACUUGCUUGAAGUAGCCUGCCAUUGUAGCAGCCUCAGAUCCAGGACUUCGAUGAUUGUUCUCAACAUCAACAAAGCUCUAAUUUACCUGUGGCAUGGCUGCAAAGCCCAGCCUCACACAAAAGACGUAGGAAGAACAGCCGCCAAUAAAAUAAAAGAGCAAUGUCCGUUGGAAGCAGGACUGCACAGCAGUAGCAAGGUGACAAUACAUGAAUGUGACGAAGGGUCUGAGCCAUUGGGGUUCUGGGAUGCUUUAGGAAGGAGGGACCGGAAAGCCUAUGAUUGUAUGUUACAAGAUCCUGGGAAAUUUAACUUCACUCCCCGCCUGUUCAUCCUCGGUAGUUCAUCUGGUGAAUUCUCAGCCACUGAAUACAUAUACCCUGCUAGGGACCCCUCCGUGGUCAAUUCUAUGCCGUUUCUGCAGGAAGACCUCUACACGGCACCGCAGCCAGCCCUCUUUCUUGUUGACAAUCACCAUGAAGUGUACCUCUGGCAAGGCUGGUGGCCUGUGGAAAAUGAAAUUGCAGGAUCUGCCCGAAUCAGAUGGGCCUCGGACAGGAAAUGUGCAAUGGAGACGGUCCUCCAGUAUUGCCAAGGAAAGAAUGUGAAGAAGCCUCCUAAAUCUUACCUUAUUCACGCUGGUCUCGAGCCCCUGACUUUCACCAAUAUGUUCCCCAGCUGGGAGCACAGGGAAGACAUUGCAGAGAUCACGGAGAUGGAUGCGGAAGCUUCGAAUCAGAUAAUCCUGGUAGAGGACGUGCUGUCCAGACUCUGCAAAAAGCUGUAUCCACUGGCUGAUAUCUUGGCAAGGCCUCUCCCGGAGGGGGUAGAUCCGCUAAAACUUGAAAUUUAUCUUUCGGAUGAGGACUUUGAGACUGCAUUGCAGAUGACGAGAGAAGAAUAUAAUAGCCUGCCUUCCUGGAAACAGGUGAACCUCAAAAAGGCAAAAGGACUUUUCUGAUCAGUGCAUUGUUUGUUAUCAAGGGCUAUCGCCAGAGCCGGUCAGCAGAUCUCUGAGCAGCAGCACGGUGCGUUGGUUUGCAUCCGUUUCCAUCAAGCAAACAAGACACAGUCUGAAGUUGCUAUAUUACUUACUGCCUACUCCAAAAAUAAUGUAAUACUGUAAAUGUGAUAGAGAACUCUUUUCAAUCUCUCUCCUUUUUAGACUGCAAGAGUGGGCGAUGUUUAUGAGUCUUGGUUCUUUGUACUUUCACAGUAGGUUUCUCAGACAGCUGCUGCAACUUUCAUUUUGGCUGCAAACACUACUUGCCAUUUGAGCUGGGAAGAUGCUCUCUUUGUAAAGUAUUACUUUGUUAAAGCUGUGGAUUUUCAAAAGAGUUUAUAUUUAUAUAAAACACAUAGGAUGCGGAUGUAUUUAACAAUACAAUGUGUAUUACUCACUUUCAAGACUUUCUGUUAAGAAAGGGUUUCAGGAAAGUAGCUGGAUAAAGCACCUUUGCUUGUUCCAAGUCAGUUAAACUACCAAGACACUUUCCUCUUGAGCAUCCUGAAUGGUUUCUCUUUGCAAUGGGCAAGGUUUUUGGUCUCAGUGCUGCUUCAGGUGCUAAACUGAACCAAGUGUUUGUAUUUAUCGCCAGGGUUUCUUGAGAAACUCUCUGAAUCAAACUUUGAUAUACUUUGAUAUCCAAAAAUGUAUAGUGCCUUGUUUGUUUUUUUUGUGUACAGUUUAUAUACAAAAAUAUCAGUCUGUGUUUUGAAGAUGGCUCAGAACAGUCUCCUCUACUUUUAUAAUAGUAGAAAUUACAAAAACCAUCUCAGUUCCUAAUAACUUGCUGUAAACAUGAAAUGUCUUUUUUGAUGAAGACCUAAAGCGAAAGCUCCAGAAUAAACUCUUAGCAAUGCA